Rhagoletis zephyria (snowberry fruit fly) is the source of this 639-nucleotide messenger RNA. RefSeq lists its product as uncharacterized. The record is from RefSeq and is a predicted model, not a curated record. Lineage: Eukaryota; Metazoa; Arthropoda; Insecta; Diptera; Tephritidae. Gene Ontology annotation, molecular function: nucleic acid binding.
CUUCUUGGAUCUCAACGAAUACGCACUACGCCAUAUCAUCCUUGUGCCAAUGGCAUGAUUGAACGGUGGCAUCGUUCGCUGAAGACUGCUUUGAUGUGUCACAAUACUAAUAGCUGGAUGGAAGUGUUACCAAUUGUGCUGCUUGGUCUUCGAUCAAGUUUACGUGAGGAUGUAAACGCUAGUCCUGCUGAACUUGUUUAUGGAACUUCUUUAAAGCUUCCUUGUGAUUUUUUUAAUAACACUAGUGAUUUGUCUCCUUCAGAUGACUUUGUCAAGCAACUGAAAUCUUCAAUGAACUCGUUGCGUCCAAUUGAAGUUAAACAUAAAUCAAAUCGUUCUGUUUUCGUCCACAAAGAUCUUGCUUCAUGCACUCACGUAUACGUGCGUCAGGAUUCUAUUAAAAAAUCUCUUCAACCACCAUAUGAUGGUCCUUAUCUGGUUCUGAGCAGAAAUGACAAAGUUUUCAACAUCAAAAUAAAUGAUUCCACCAAAUCAAUAUCAAUCGAUCGACUCAAGCCAGCAUUUAUGUUCAACACUGAUAUUUGUGAAGACCCUCGUUCAGUUCCUGUUACAGUAUACCCCAAUUUUGGAAGUCGCAUUCCACGUCAUGUACGCUUUAGAUCGAGACUUCAACAUUAG